Molecule: messenger RNA, 2386 nt
Organism: Nymphaea colorata (pocket water lily)
Lineage: Eukaryota; Viridiplantae; Streptophyta; Magnoliopsida; Nymphaeales; Nymphaeaceae
Product: O-fucosyltransferase 7-like
Exons: 12
Coding region: 466-2076 (536 amino acids)
Cellular component (GO): cytoplasm
Source: RefSeq, a predicted model, not a curated record
AAAAGGGUGGUACCGAUUUGAGUUGUUUCUAUGCCGAGUGGUUGCUCCAUUUCCGGCCGUCGUCGACCUGCACUCUGGACGCCGUAUCAUGUAAAGAAAGGCGUAUGCAUAUGAAUUCAAACAAAACGCAUCGUUCAUGACUGCGUUUUUCUUUUCCCCUUUUCUAACGUGGGCGUACCCUUUUUUGGGGAGGGGCCUGUUUUGAAAGCACGCCAAAAGCCGUUUGCCUGACCUCCAUCUCCCUCCAUGAAUUGACGCACACAGAGAGAGAGAGAGAGAGAGCACCGACGAGCUCUUCUCCCCCAUUUAAUGCGUGCUGGUUCGUUUGGCUCUCUCAUUUCUCAAAGAGAGUGAGAGAUCAUGCCUGGAAUUUGGUGAGCGAGAGUAGGUUAUCGAGAGAGAGAGAGAGAGGGUUGUGCUGUAUAUGUGCGUGUGCUUGGAUGAGUUGAGGGGAGGAGGAAGAAGAUGAUGCAGCAGCGGCGGCUUAUUAGGCUCCGCAGUGUCUCCUUACUGAGGUUCAUCUUCGUCUUUGCUCUCACCACCAUCUCCCUCGCUGCCCUCCUCUCCUAUCACAUCUUUCCCGCCGGCAAGGUCCCUCUCCUUCACGUCCCCCUUGCCAAGCAUGAAAUUGCCAUUGAAAGGCGGAUUGGUGAGCUACAUUGGACAACUGAGUCUUCUCCUCCUCAGCUGCUGAAAGAAUCUUCACAGAAGCUGGACAAGGUCAACGGCAUGGCGGAUCUUAGCAAACUGUGGAGACGUCCAUCCAACCGUAGUUUUACGCAGUGUGUGGAACCAAGUGAAUCAUAUGAAGGUCCUAAUGGGUCAGAAGGAUAUCUACUGGUUCACACCAAUGGGGGACUUAAUCAGAUGAGGGCUGGGAUAAGUGACAUGGUAGCUGUAGCCCGUAUCAUAAAUGCAACUCUUGUAAUCCCAGAACUAGAUAAACAAUCAUUCUGGCAGGAUUCAAGCAAUUUCUCUGAUGUGUUUGAUGAAGAGCACUUUGUAAGCUCAUUGAUCAGUGAUGUUAAAAUUGUGAAGAAAUUACCAAAGGAGAUGUUGGCAGCACCCAAAAUACUGAAGCAUUUUAGAAGCUGGUCAGGAUUGGAGUACUAUUUGUAUGAGAUUUCUUCCUUGUGGAAGGAUUAUGAGGUAAUCCAAGCUGCAAAAUCUGACUCACGGCUAGCAAAUAAUAAUCUGCCCUCAGACAUACAGAAAUUGCGAUGUCGAGCUUUCUACGAAGCACUUCGCUUUUCCCCCGGCAUAGAAGCCUUGGGAAAGUUACUGGUUGAGCGAAUGAGAUCAUAUGGUCCUUACAUUGCUUUGCAUCUGCGUUAUGAGAAAGACAUGCUUGCUUUUAGUGGUUGCACCUAUGGUUUGUCAUCAGCCGAAGCAGAUGAAUUAACCACUAUCAGGGAAAACACUGCACAUUGGAAGGUGAAAGAUAUUGACCCUGAAGAACAAAGAGCAAAGGGUUAUUGUCCUCUGACACCAAAAGAAGUUGGGAUAUUCCUUACAUCUCUUGGAUAUCCCUCAAAUACUCCAAUCUACAUUGCAUCUGGGGAGAUUUAUGGUGGAGAUUCCCUUAUGACUGAUCUGAGAUCUCAUUUUCCCUUUCUAAUGAGCAAGGAAAAAUUAGCUUCACCAGAAGAGCUCGAGCCUUUCAAAGAGCAUGCAUCUCAAAUGGCUGCACUGGAUUACAUUGUUUCUGUAGAAAGUGAUGUAUUUGUUCCAUCAUAUUCUGGCAAUAUGGCAAGGGCUGUUGAGGGACAUCGACGUUUCCUUGGUCAUAGAAAAACAAUUUCUCCGAACAGAAAAGGGCUCGUACAUCUCUUUGACAAAGUUGAUCGAGGAUUGCUCAAGUCACCCAAGAAGUUAUCCGGAUUGAUUAUUGAAAUGCACAAGAAGCGACAAGGAUCACCAAGGAAAAGAAAAGGGCCUCUUCGAGGCACAAGGGGAAUGGAACGGUUUCGGUCAGAAGAAGUAUUUUACGAGAACCCACUUCCUGAUUGCAUCUGCCGCAAGGGUGCAUAUUCUACAAACAGUGCUACCACUGGGUAUGGAGCUGUUGCUAUUUAGAAGCACAGAGCAAGAAAGGUUUUUGCUUCUCCUAGUUGGUAACUCAUGUAAAUGGUAGUAGUUACAUUGAUUCAUUGAUUUCACUCUAUGAGACUUUGUUUGAUAUAGGCAUGCCGGGAUUGUAUAUCUUGAGUGGCAUAGCAGCCUAACAUAUUCACUGUAGAUUUUAGGAAAGAGUUUGGUGUAGACAUGCCAACCGCUGAUCUUGGAGAGUUUUUACGUUAUGUUUUGAGUCAAGUUUGUAAUUGAGCAACCGAGCUUCUCCUGUUGUAACACAAUGAUAUAAAGGAAUAAUUUCCUUUCUGAUUUA